Austrofundulus limnaeus is the source of this 1390-nucleotide messenger RNA. RefSeq names its product homeobox B9a (gene hoxb9a). The coding region runs from base 157 to 987 and encodes 276 amino acids. Lineage: Eukaryota; Metazoa; Chordata; Actinopteri; Cyprinodontiformes; Rivulidae. The transcript has 2 exons. Gene Ontology annotation, cellular component: nucleus. The record is from RefSeq and is a predicted model, not a curated record. Gene Ontology annotation, molecular function: RNA polymerase II cis-regulatory region sequence-specific DNA binding; DNA-binding transcription factor activity, RNA polymerase II-specific. Gene Ontology annotation, biological process: DNA-templated transcription; embryonic skeletal system morphogenesis; regulation of transcription by RNA polymerase II.
GAGAGAGAGAGAGAGAGAGAGAGAGAGAGAGAGAGAGAGAGAGAGAGCUUGCUGACAGAAGAGAAGAAGAAGAGAGUGACAAAAAGAAUCUCCUAAUGUCUCCUUUCUUCUUCUGCGUUUAGUAAACUCGCAGCGCAUCCUGGAUGAUGUCCGACGAUGUCCAUUUCUGGGACUUUGAGCAACUAUUACGUGGACUCCAUCAUAAGUCCCGAGAGCGAUGAACUCUCGGGACCAGCUCGUUUUCCCGGCGUGCAGUACUCCGGGUCCAGCCCGGMUGUGAGUGCGGGAGGGAGGCAGCCGGUCGGCGCGGCGCAUGUGGACCACUCCGAGCCGUACCCGUCCUGCAGCUUCCAGCCCAAACCUCCGGUCUUCUCGUCGUCCUGGGCCCCGUUCGGCCCACAUCACGGUGCCAGUGGCCUCUCGGCUGUCUACCACCCGUACCUCCCGGCGCAGCACGUGCCCGCGGCUGAAACGCGCUACCUUCGCUCUUGGCUGGACUGCGCCCCGCGCGACCCCGACCCGGUCCCGGGCCCGAGCCAAACGGGCCAGGUCAAACUAGAGCCCCAGCUCGGACAAAAGGGCGGAGAGAUCGCGCUGAAAAUCAGCGGGCAGCACCAGAACGAGAACACAACCUACAUCUUUGAGUCAGCGCGCGAGCUGAGUCACCAGCCGGCAGCCAUCGCGGGACCAGGGUUCGAAGACAGGAAGGAGCUCUGCGAUGGGAGUAAGGACAAAGACAGCGUGGAUCAAAAUGACCCCUCAGCCAACUGGCUGCACGCGCGCUCCUCCAGGAAGAAACGCUGCCCGUACACCAAAUACCAGACCCUGGAGCUGGAGAAGGAGUUCCUGUUCAACAUGUACCUCACAAGGGACCGCAGGCACGAGGUGGCACGUGCGCUCAGCCUGACAGAGCGGCAGGUUAAAAUCUGGUUUCAGAACCGGAGAAUGAAAAUGAAGAAACAGAGCAAGGACCAACCCAAGGAGUAGAAUAACUCACAGCCAUGCACACACAUUCACACAGAUAGGCUAUCCAUUCAAAGGGAACCCAAAACUCAUGAAUCAACUGUUUUUUAAAUGCUGCCCUAUUUAGUUUUUAAUCAAAAGCUUACAUAUUACAGUAGAUUUCAUUCAUAUAGAACCUGCUGUAGCCCCAGUACCAUACAUUCAUACAAGCAUUUAACACUAAUAAAUCACGAGCCACACAUCAUCUCCGAUAUGAGGUUAAUGUGAAGUUCUGGACAAGUGGAUGAGGAAACCGUGAAGGCUGGAAGCUCCAACUGAAGACCAACAUGGAUGUCCUGAUCUCCAGCUGCAGCAGUGUUAAAGCUGAUGUACUUUGUAUGUGUGGAAGUUGACACAGGAAGUUGGAUUCAGUAAAAAGUGGACUUUU